Molecule: messenger RNA, 675 nt
Organism: Enterospora canceri
Lineage: Eukaryota; Fungi; Microsporidia; Enterocytozoonidae
Source: the annotation of a GenBank genome assembly
AUGAAAAAAAGUGUUCAAGACGAAAGCACCGACAACCAGACGGACGAUAGCGUAAAACACACCUUGCAAGACAUCAAAGAGAUUUUGAAGCAGCAGAGUCUCUACAUCAUGUCACUUUCACAGAGCAUUGAUGUUGUUAAGAAAUCGAUGCAACAAAAAGCGGCCAUAAUCGACUCAAUUCCAUUUAAUGGAUCGCAAAUGGCUGAAGACGGCUUCAAUGUCUGCAGUAGCACGUCACUAAGCCAGAAGCUGAGCGACCUCGCAUCUGGAUGCCGCUAUAAGCUCGCUCACGUUGAGGGUCUUCCAAGAAUGCGGAUAAAUCAGCUCAAGGUGUUCAUUGCCGACAUCUGCAACAUCGAGCGUGAGGCAGUUGCAAACAUAGGCUACAUCAACGACGAGGCUGUUGAGAUUGUGAUUGCUGUUUCAGCCAUUCCUGCAUUCACAGCUGGAAUUCGAAAACGAUCCGAAUUCAUCUUCCUUGAUAGUGCCCACAUAAUAAUGGCAGAUCGAGAGGGCGUAUUGAAGAGGCUGAAGCGUGUUGAAUCGGACAAGGUGAAGAACUCGGACCUCAAAAAGAUGUUUAAGAAUUUGCAGGAGGUUCUCACCACUGAGAAGGCUGACCUAGACAAAAUUCGUGCCACAACAAUCAACAGCUACCUGGACAACGAGGACUAA